GAUUGAACUUAUGACAAUCUCCUUUAUCUUAAUUGAAAUUUAGUAUCGUUUAUGUUUAGACGUGAUGAAGCAAUUGUUUCUUUACGUUCUUUUUCUAUCAACAAACGCACAGAAAAACAGAAAGCCCCUCCCAUUCCCGCACCUCACAGACUUCAAGCUGGAAGACAUCGAUGAACCAGUUUUUACAUUCGAGGGUAUAAACUAUGAUGAGCUGCCUCCGAACCUGAAGAAGAAGUAUACUGACUGCGUCGCAGAUUAUAUCAGAUGUUCUAGACAAUUGGUAUAUCACAAUCCCCUAUGUGGUUACGACACAUACAGAUGGAAGUAUCACUACUUUCAUAGUUACUGCGAACUAGAGUAUCAGAACUGCGAGGACAAACACAUAAAAGAUAGAAGAUAUCACGUCAUGGGAGAAGGAUUUAAGUGCGAACUGCAAAGACGUUUUGGUGAUGAUAAUGUGGUUAUUGAUAGAUUGUUUCUGAAAUAAACCAGUUUUUAUUUA
This is a messenger RNA of Colias croceus (clouded yellow), 502 nucleotides long. RefSeq lists its product as uncharacterized. Bases 65 to 487 code for a protein of 140 amino acids. The transcript has 4 exons. The record is from RefSeq and is a predicted model, not a curated record. NCBI's taxonomy places the organism in Eukaryota, Metazoa, Arthropoda, Insecta, Lepidoptera, Pieridae.